UGAUUCCAAAAUGCGUCAACUGAGAGCUUCAAUAAAAUCUACGGGAGGCUUGAGGGCGGCGGCCACCGAGCCACGCCCCGCAUAUCCAUUAGCCUCAUCACUCUCACCCUCGCGACGGGCACGAAGCUAUAAAUCCCCUAUAACGCUCACCAGCAUCCCUCAUCUCCCCAACGCCGAAAAGCAACACUGGGUCCGACCGCCAAACUACUUCGCUGUCGUCAUCGGCUGCUUCUCCUUCAUUGCAUGUGGACCCUGAGACCCUGGAUCCUCAGCUCCUGCCGAAAUACUAGCAAACAAACUUGAUGAUCCAUCUUUCUCGGUGUUUGCGACUGUUAUAGUAAGCCUGGUAAGUUGCGAGCACCAGUUCACAUAAACCUGAUGUUCCCGCCCCGCCCACCAACCAGGCUUUGCUAACAACGUUCGUUCCUGCAGUAGUCACAUUGCUGCUUUCACCAUGGCAAACCUUCCUGGGUUCACUACCAAUUUUCCUGCUGGAUAUCCAACAAUCCCACGCGCUUCAAAU
Macroventuria anomochaeta is the source of this 523-nucleotide messenger RNA. RefSeq lists its product as uncharacterized. Lineage: Eukaryota; Fungi; Ascomycota; Dothideomycetes; Pleosporales; Didymellaceae. Bases 11 to 256 code for a protein of 81 amino acids. The record is from RefSeq and is a predicted model, not a curated record. The transcript has a single exon.